AUGGAUUCUGCGACGCCGUUCACCAGCAGCACCAUCGGCGGGCCCGGUGUGCGGCCUCGUUCGAAGUUGAAGAAGACGUUGGAUAUGUUUGCUAAGCAGUGGCCUUACAUUGGUUUCUGUAUUCUAUUGGCCGUGUUGAAUAUCCUGCUAGGCAUCCUCAUGCUGUCGUACUUGAAGCCCAAGGAAGAACCCCUCAUCUUCGGGAUCAUGUGUUUGAGCGUUGUUCUCUCUCUCGGCCAUUUCGCGGCGCUCUGCUAUCUCAUUCAACGAGCCAAGAACGAAUCGAGCGAUCCCACUAUGAUCGACGUCUUGUACACUAUCGGGGUGGUUGCUCUAUUUGCCAUCUCUGGCGCUGCUCUCACCGUAGAAUUGCCCAAUAAAUGUUACAACACUCAGCAAGAAGACUACAGACUCAUCGGCCAAGCAAUCUGUGACGGCAUCACCGCCAUGGCCGCCUCUUCCUGGCUGGCAGUUUUGACGAUGAUCAUUGCCUCCAUCCUCACCUUCGUUGCUGCUCGUCGGGCGAUCGAGCUGGCCAAGCUCCCACCUCCGGUCUUCCCGGAGGGUGCUCAAGCACCUGUGAUGCGCUGGCUGGACAGGAACGACCCCUUCCUAUCGAUCAGAGAACGCCAGCAGGAUUACGCCUAG
This is a messenger RNA of Cyclocybe aegerita, 648 nucleotides long. NCBI's taxonomy places the organism in Eukaryota, Fungi, Basidiomycota, Agaricomycetes, Agaricales, Hemipholiotaceae. The record is from the annotation of a GenBank genome assembly.